GAAAACAGUCCUAAGUUGAUUGAUUGCACCAGUGAUGGGUUUCAAAAAGCAUUAAAACAUCACUAGUUAUUGAUUACAGCUAACGAGGUUGAAAGAGUGGAAGAUCGAGAGCGGUGGUGGUACUUGAUCAUCCGCGUUAACUAUGGCAUGGCAGUCGACACAUUCCUUCUGCUCAGUGGUUUGUUGGUGACGUAUCUCUUCAUGAAGCAGAUGAAGAAGACAGGUGGACAGUUUACAUGGAGAGACUACGGUCUACACGUCUUACACCGUUAUUUCAGGUUGACGCCAGUGUUCGCCUUCCUGCUCAUGAUUUCCACGUGCCUGAUGGAGUACAUGGGGUCUGGACCGUGGUGGGCUGUCCGUGACAACUGGACCAUAGCUUUCACCAUGUCUACAGUCCAAGUCUGCCGGGAGUACUGGUGGGCAAACCUGCUCUACAUCAACAACUAUGUUGGAUAUAAGUGUUUUCCGCAUGCCUGGUACCUUGGUGUGGACAUGCAGCUGUACGUAACACUUACAGGGCUGCUCGUAGUGCUUUACAGGUACCCAAAAGUUGGAGUUGCAGUUGCCUGUUUUUUGAUCGGAUCCACUUGGCUUCUGAAUGGAGUUUUACACUAUUUCUUGGUCGACGUGAAUUUCUAUAGGUUCACGACUUGGUCGUUCAUCAGGAUGGACUCAUACCUUAUCGGCAUACUGCUGGGCUACCUGCUCUUCAGGACCGACAGGAAAGUCCCGGACACUCCUAAUGCAAGGAAGCUGAUGUUGCUAGGCUGGAUUGUUGGCACUACCUGCGCCCUGGUGGCCUUGGUCACCCUAUUCGGUGCUUCCGAAGCCAACCUCCCAUUCGGUGCUCCCGAAGCCAACCUCCUCGGCCAUGCUGCCUGGAGAACUUUUGAAAGAAGUUUGUUUGCUGCAGGAGUUGCUUGGGUUGUGUACGCCUGCUGUGUGGGAUACGGAGGUAUCAUCUCGGAGUUCCUGUCGUGGAGCGGUUGGCUGCCGUUAAGUCGCCUGUCCUACACGGCCUACCUCGUCCAUCCCAUAAUCAUACAGGCCUACUACAUGGAUUACAAGGGCCCAUGGUUGUACUCAGCCGUCACGUGGUGGUUCAUGUUCGUGAGUUUCUCCUUCAUGUCCCUUGUGUGUGGUUUUGCUGCCUCCAUGAUGGCGGAGGUUCCCUUCCUGGAACUGGAGAAGAUCCUCCUUCCCAAACGCAGGGGAAGGGAGACUAAAUAUGAGACAACUGCUGAGGACGGCCAUGACAACAUAGCCAUGAAAACAGUUGAGUGUGACCCAGACCCACCACUGCCACCCCAUGACGGCAAGGGCACCUCUGGUCCCAAUGGAUGUUAGAACUGACUCCAACAUUCCUGUCUGCAACAGCAAG
This is a messenger RNA of Branchiostoma floridae (Florida lancelet), 1384 nucleotides long. Its product is annotated as nose resistant to fluoxetine protein 6-like. The transcript is spliced from 10 exons. Bases 148 to 1350 code for a protein of 400 amino acids. The record is from RefSeq and is a predicted model, not a curated record. NCBI's taxonomy places the organism in Eukaryota, Metazoa, Chordata, Leptocardii, Amphioxiformes, Branchiostomatidae. Gene Ontology annotation, molecular function: acyltransferase activity, transferring groups other than amino-acyl groups.